AUGGAUUUGCUGGAGGAGUUCGCACGAUUUUUCAAUUACUACUUUGACCCCUUCACUCCUGUCCUGAAAUCACAUGUGGUUCUAGCUGCUGCUAGCUCGCAUGCAAUUGAUGGGCUGUUGUCCAGCAUUUGUGAAAGGGGAGACGGAGUAAUAGUCCCAGUCCACCUAGUGGAAGCCGAUAUGUCUGGAUUCUUUGGUAACUCUACUGCUCGAUUAAAAUCGAUACUGGCAGCAGCUAUAGAUCAAUCUCCAUGCCGAAUCAGAGCACUUAUUUUAACAAAUCCCCAUAAGACUCUCGGUCGAUGCUUCCCGCAAGAAGUGCUAGAAGGCUGCUUGGAGUUAUGUCAACAAAGAGCUAUCCAUCUCAUUUCUGAUGAGGAGUACGCCUUGACGGAAUUCUCCUGUGCAGAAGUAUCGGCGCCAGCUCCAUUUAUUUCAGUUUUAUCUCUAAACACUCGGGCUCUGAAGUGUGAUCGCUCACGGGUUCAUACGAUGUGGAGCAUUGGUAAGGAUUUUGGUGCAAGUGGAUUCCGACUGGGGUGCAUUGUGACACAAGACAACCAAAUGUUAGCCAGUCGGCUGGAGGCGAGCUUAUAUUCUCGAAUAUCAACUUCCUCUGCGGUGUUCACGAAGACUCUUCUGUCAUCCCCUACCUUGCCAUUCUUAAUUGCAUUGAAUUCCGCGCGUCUCGCAGAAGCAUACAUUUAUAUCACUGACUUCUUCACGCGACGGAACAUUAGAUAUGUCCCAGUCAGCACUGGGCUAAAUAUCUUCGCGAGGCUGGCGCCCGAAGCCUCAACGUGGGUCGAUGAAGAUGCGAUGAUCGAUAGGUUGCGAGAGGUGGGGGUGCUCGUCACUGGCGGUAGACAAUACCGCGGAGGUCCACAGGGGAAAGGAUGGGCCAGACUUUCCUUCUCAGUCGAGCCAAGGAAGCUUCAUGAGGCAUUGGAAAGGAUAGACCUCACCUUAGGAAAGGCAAUGUGCUCGCCCACCUAG
Messenger RNA from Coccidioides immitis RS, 996 nucleotides. RefSeq lists its product as uncharacterized. The transcript has 3 exons. Lineage: Eukaryota; Fungi; Ascomycota; Eurotiomycetes; Onygenales; Onygenaceae. The record is from RefSeq and is a predicted model, not a curated record. Gene Ontology annotation, molecular function: pyridoxal phosphate binding; transaminase activity. Gene Ontology annotation, biological process: amino acid metabolic process; biosynthetic process. Bases 1 to 996 code for a protein of 331 amino acids.